Hydra vulgaris (swiftwater hydra) is the source of this 842-nucleotide messenger RNA. Lineage: Eukaryota; Metazoa; Cnidaria; Hydrozoa; Anthoathecata; Hydridae. The record is from RefSeq and is a predicted model, not a curated record.
AUGUUUUUAAAUAUUUGUCAGAAUCUGUGUUUAACACCGCUUCCUCAUAUAACCGUAAUAAUGAAGCGAGUGGGUUGAAAAUUAGAAGAGUUUAAGUUGAAAGGCAUUAAUUACACCACAAACAAAUUAUCCAAACUUGCCUGUAUAAAGGUUGUGUAGCGUUUGAUUAACUUAAAAAAAAAGAGCUGUUACACGUCGAUUAUCAAUCAAUAUGUAUUGCUUGAUUAACGUCCUAUUAUCCGCCGCUAUUCUGCCAUUUAUAUUAUGCACUGACAGUAAUUUUGACAAGCAAUGUGGAAAUGCAGUUGGAUGUUUCCGUUUACCAGCAAACUGUAAAGCAAAAGAUUGCGACGUUUUAAUUACGUACUCCUACGCUAAAAAAUAUGACCUUUUUGACAUAACAAUUUCAACCAAUCAUAAAUGGGCUGGAUUUGCUUUGGGAGAUGAACUUUAUGAAGAAGAAAUGAUUGGCAUAAAAGGCGAAGUAUGCUUUGAAAAAAAUGGUAUUGUUCAUUUAGUAAGCUUAAGCGCGACAAAAAAUGGAUCUCCUGAUUUCAAAUCAACUCCAAGUGAAGUGGUCAAAUUAUCAGCAAUAAAAACAAAAAAAGGAGGUAUUUUGUGUAGAUAUAGAAGAAGCGCUAAAAGUGCAAACAAAUUCUUAACCUCACUUGAAUCAAAAGUUUAUGCUUUUUAUGCAUUUGGCGAUAAGAUUCAGAAUAAUGGUUUCCCUGCCUAUCAUGGCUACGGAAGUGCUGGUCACACUGUUAAAGCAACAAAUUUGAAAAAAGUCAUGCUUCAUUGAUGAAUAAUGUUUUUAAAGAAUAUAUCUUUUUACAGUAAAA